CCGAAGACAAGCCUCUCUCCCUCUCUCUCUCUCCUUCUUCCUCUUCCUCUUCCUCCUCCUCCUCCUCCUAUUUUGUUGAUCCGAUCUCUUGAUUUCAAUCAGAUGAAACAUGAGAGCCAAACGUACACUGUGGAUGAAGCACUUGUGGCCAUUGGCUUUGGAAAUUUCCAAAUUCUUGUGCUCGCCUAUGCUGGGAUGGGUCAGGUUUCAGAAGCAAUGGAAAUGAUGCUUCUCUCUUUUGUUGGACCAGCUGUUCAGUCUGCAUGGGGUCUUUCUUCUCAUGAAGAGAGCUUAAUAACCAGUGUUGUUUUUGCUGGUAUGCUGGUUGGAGCAUAUUCAUGGGGCAUGGUUUCAGAUAACCAUGGAAGGAGAAAAGGGUUCCUCAUUACAGCAAUGGUCACUGCUGGAGCUGGUUUUCUUAGCGCUUUUGCUCCUAAUUUUAUUUCACUCCUUGUUUUCCGUUGUUUGGUUGGCGUGGGAUUGGGAGGAGGGCCAGUACUUGCAUCGUGGUUUUUAGAGUUCAUUCCUGCUCCAAACAGAGGCGCUUGGAUGGUUGUUUUUUCAGCUUUUUGGACUUUGGGAACAAUUCUUGAGGCUUCACUUGCCUGGUUGGUCAUGCCUACAUUGGGAUGGAGGUGGUUACUCGCACUUUCUGCUCUUCCUUCAUCAAUGCUCCUCCUGUUUUAUGGUGCAACACCUGAGUCACCAAGGUAUUUAUGCAUGAAAGGAAGAAGAGAUGAUGCACUAAAUAUCUUAGAGAAAGUAGCACGAAUGAACGGAACAAAACUUCCUCCUGGCAUACUUGUUUCUGAUUAUGAAAUUGAGUUACAUGGGAAGGAUACUGAGUCAGAAGAUACACAAUUUCUCUCGCCUAGACAAAAUGGAGAUCUACCUCCUAAUGGAAUCGACUCUAAAAAGGGAGGCAUUUUGUCACUUUCUAUGCUUCUUUCAACAGAAUUAUUUAGGUCAACCCUGCUUUUAUGGGUGGUGUUCUUUGGGAAUGCAUUCUCGUAUUAUGGCCUUGUUUUGCUGACGACAGAGUUAAACAAUGGAAAUAAUAAAUGUAUAUUGGCUCAAUCACAAUCGAAAGAGCCCCACGAUGUUAGCUACAAAGAUGUUUUCAUCACUAGUUUUGCAGAAUUCCCUGGGUUACUUCUAUCAGCGGCCACAGUAGAUAAACUUGGGCGUAAGCUGUCAAUGUCUACGAUGUUCUUCCUCUGUUCCAUUUUUCUACUCCCAUUGGUAUUCCAUCAGUCCAGAAAUCUAACAACAGGUCUUCUCUUCUGUGCUCGCAUAUGCAUUACAGCAACCUUCACAGUUGUCUACAUAUAUGCUCCAGAGAUAUACCCAACCUCACUGAGAACAACUGGUGUCGGAGUUGCAAGCUCAGUUGGAAGAAUUGGUGGAAUGUUAUGUCCUCUUGUAGCUGUAGGUUUGGUACAUGGAUGUCAUCAAACUGCAGCCAUUCUACUCUUUGAGGCUGUUGUUCUUCUUUCCGGGGUCUGUGUACUGCUUUUCCCAUUUGAAACAAAGGGCCGGGACUUGGAUGAUAGUGUAUCUAAUGCAAAACAAGUUAAUGCUGCACUAUAAUGGAACACUGAUUCAUGUUGCUUGCGCAUAAGAAAAAUUCAUUUUAAUGUUUUUUUUUUAUUAGAUUAGGCAAGUUUAAUG
This is a messenger RNA of Ilex paraguariensis (yerba mate), 1671 nucleotides long. NCBI's taxonomy places the organism in Eukaryota, Viridiplantae, Streptophyta, Magnoliopsida, Aquifoliales, Aquifoliaceae. The record is from the annotation of a GenBank genome assembly.